GGACUGGCCAUUACUGGUACCAGCAGUACUAGAGAAUGAAGAAAUUCUGGCCUCAGUCCCAGAAAACCUUGUCAAAGAAGUUAAGAGACAAGCUGGUGAUUUCCAAUAUGACACAGUUGCUGAAAGACUUGUGUUUACUGGGCCAAAUGGAAACGAGUCUUCACCCUUUAUCCCAUUCUUGUACCAUGCAGAAUUACUUGAUGUGCUUCAUAAGGAGUAUGGCCAUCAGGGUGUCCAUGGUAUGCUUGACUUGCUCAGAGGAUGGGGUUAGUACCCUGGACAACAAAAAGAUUGUGAGACAUAUUGUCGGACAUGUCCACAAUAUCAAAUCUUCUCCAAUCCAAGGAAAUGACAGGAGUUUGAAGAACAACACCCGCUUCCACCAGUUGAACCAUUUGAGCAAUGGGGGAUGGACUUCAUCGGAAUGCCAGAGACCAGAGACGGUCACAAGCAUAAAUGGAUCUUGACGAUGGUCGAUCAUGCCACGGGCUGGCCCAUUGCAAUUCCGAUGCGAAAGGCCAGAGGCCAACGAGUUGCCGGGGAGAUUUGGGACCAGAUCGUUAUGCACUAUGGAGUGCCAAGUGAAAUCCUCACGGACCGUGGAAAGAACUUCCUUGCUCCGGUUGUGUCUGAAUUCCUGAAGAUUGCAAAGAUCAGACGGUUGACUACUUCAGGAUAUCAUCCAAUGGGAUCCUUGAGUCGUAUCUCAAGAAGAUGAAUACCACAGGAGAUCCGACUCGAUGGAACGAAUUUCUUGAUGCUGCACUAUUUGCAACUCGAGUCCGACAGCAAACCACAGCCAAGUGGUCACCAUUUGAGUUGUUGUAUGGUCGAAAGCCUCGGUUGCCAUUUGACCAGCCACUUCUCCGUGCCCCAGAUGCUGCACUCCCAGGGGAUGCAGAGCACUCGGAACAGCACUUGCAAAUGCAGAAGGCUCGAGAAGAAGCUUCAGAGCAAGGCACUAUCCGUGCACUUGCAGACAAAGAGCGGUGGGAUCACCAACUCAAUAUCGGGACGGAAGGUACACAGCAGCCUUUUGAGGUUGGUCAAAAGGUGCUGAUCCGGAAUGAAACUGCAAACAAGGGUGAUGCACAUUGUUUCGGACCAUUUGUGAUCAGACCAGGCUUGGUGAAUGGAAACCGUCUUCGACUUGCUCAUCUCCGAGAAGAUGAUACAAACCAUCGGGCUUGGGUCUUGCCAAAGGCAACACAACGGCAGUGGUCGAAGGAAGACAAGGAAGCCGCUUCACAGGCUGUUGUCCGUGCCAUGCCUUCAAUACGAAUUAUCCGUCGCUUUGCCAAUCCAAAUACCGGGUCUGCACCAGUCACGGUUACAGAAGACAAAACCAGAUCUGCACCAGUCACGGUUGCAGAAGACAAAGCCCAGUGUGCACCAGUCACGGUUGCAGAGGACGAAUCACAGAAUACACAGUGAACAGUUAUGCCAAGAUGGAGAUCAUGACCCAUGGGUCAAGAUCACGGAAUUCCGCAAACUGUUCCAGUGAAACAAAGGCCACAGACUCGAUUCUAAACCGAUAACACAAACAAUACCCCAAGACUGCAGGUCUUGGGUUACAAUCCUCCAGACGGAGGUCCGAUUCCCUCAACCUGAAGCCCCGGAGCAACCCAAACAGUCGCCUGCACAGAUGUGCGAAGUUAGUAAAUCCGAUGCAAAAGGUGGUCCACUGAUUGCAUAUGCAUGUCCAGUCCUCCAGAUGGAGGUCCAGAAUGCAGUACACACCAGCCUUACCAGGACGCACCAAAACUCGAAGCAAUCCCGGCAGACGACAGACACAGAGCAGAGCCAGAAAGCAAAUUCCGUCUCAAAAUCACAAAAACCCAUCCAUCCAGCCCAAGAACAGCUCAGAUCAGCCCAGAAACCAGCCAGAAUCAUCUCC
Messenger RNA from Dacryopinax primogenitus, 1897 nucleotides. RefSeq lists its product as uncharacterized. The record is from RefSeq and is a predicted model, not a curated record. NCBI's taxonomy places the organism in Eukaryota, Fungi, Basidiomycota, Dacrymycetes, Dacrymycetales, Dacrymycetaceae. Gene Ontology annotation, molecular function: nucleic acid binding. The transcript is spliced from 4 exons. The coding region runs from base 715 to 1434 and encodes 239 amino acids.